AUGUCGCAGACUGUCUCACAGGAUGAAAUAGCUCAAUCAAGUUGCCUUAAAGGACCUAGUAAGGUUUUGCUGUUUAAUGACAGUCAAAACAAGACUACAAAUGUGAUUGACUUAGGUGAAGAGCCGUUUACAGCCAAAGCUAAACUUUAUCACCAUGGAAUACAGACGCCAGCUUCUUUGGAUUAUUUUCCUGAAGAGGACAGAGUGUAUUAUUCGGAUAUUCGACAGGGUAUGAUCCUUAGUGUCUUCUCAAAUGCAACUUCCUUAAAAGUGUUGUUCAGUUGCAAUGUAAUAAAACCACUUGGUUUGGUCAUCGACAAGCCUGGCAGAAAUAUUUUUUGGACCGACGCGGGAACUAGACGUAUCGAAGUGGGUCGUCUCGAUGGAAAGAAAAGAAAACUGCUGAUAGAAAAGGGGAUCGAACAACCUGCAGCUAUGGUUCUCGACAUACCGCGAGGACUUCUUUAUUGGACUGAUUUGGGAAAAAAUCCAAAAAUUGAAGAAGCUGCAAUGGACGGAAGCAACAGACGAGUGAUUGUGAGUGGAAACUUAGGUACUCCAACAGGAAUAACUAUAGAUCAUUCGUUGAGCCGUCUAUUCUGGAUUGAUGCUAAUUUGGAUAGGAUUGAAGAGUUUAGUCUUAAAACUAGACAACGGAAAGUCUUACUUGCAUUAAAAAUUGGCGCUUUCGGUUAUGGGCUGACAAUUCAUCAGGAUUGGCUGUAUUGGUCUGAAUGGGAAACCAAACGUAUUUCACGAGCUUCGGCCAAUGGUAGCAAUAUGGAGAUCAUGGUUACCGGACUCAAGAGACCAAUGGACGUGUUGGUCUAUGAUCCUGCCUUUACCAUAAGCAGCAGUUGUUCCUUGAAAAAUGGAUUAUGUAGCGAUUUUUGCUUGUUAAACCCGGCGGGAUAUCAAUGCAGUUGUCCAAUAGGAGUCCCUCUUCUUCAAGAUGGAAAAACAUGUGAUCAUGAUUUUUUUAAUGAAGCAAGCUCGGACAAUUUUCUUUUGAUUGCUGGUUCUUAUUCCGCUAAAAUAUACAAGAUACCACUCGCAGAAACAACUGAAAGGUCGUGCAGCCCUUUGGAUAUUAGGAGUAGCAUCACAUAUCCGAUCGCUCUUGAUUAUGAUCCAUUGGAAGGUAGAGUUUAUUGGACUGAUGGUCGAUUAAAAGCCAUUGUUCGAGCGUUUCUUGAUGGGUCUUCCGUAGAAGUAAUUGUGCGAGAAAAUAUCCGGACCCCAGAUGGCAUAGCAAUCGAUUGGGUGGCAAGAAAUCUUUAUUGGUCGGAUGCUGGAACGAAAAGAAUAGAAGUUUCAAGACUUGAUGGAUCAUCUAGAAGAAGCCUUAUUACUAGAGACAUUGACAAACCUAGAGCAAUUGCCCUUAAUUUUGGAGGAAGCACGAUGUUUUGGAGCGACUGGGGAUCAAUGCCAAAGAUUGAGCGUCUUAACAUGGAUGGCACUGGAAGGGUUGCGCUAGUGAGCUUUAAAUAUGCCUGGGUGAACGCACUCUCCUUAGACACCGAAAAAGGACACCUAUACUGGUUUGAAGCCUUGAUGAGAAAAGUGGAAAGGAUUAAUUUUGACGGAAAAAAUCGUCGAUUUAUUAUCUCAUUCCGCCAUGCGGUAAAUCUUUUUCCAUUUUCAUUUGCCGUUCGAGGAGAAAUUAUUUAUUGGACUGAUUGGUCCAAAAAAGGGGUGGCUCGGUACAAUCGCACCUCAAAUCAAGGUGAGCUGGUCUGGAGAGGCUUAGCAAGACCAAUGGGCUUGUAUCUCCAUGAUUCUCAAAAGCUGUAUCAAGGGACAAGUAAAUGUUCACAUUUAAAUGGAGGAUGCAGUAACCUUUGCCUACCAAACCCUAGUGGCCGUCAGUGUUCCUGUCCUGAAGGAGUCAGAUUUGUACUUGGAGACCCACACACCUGUGAAGGCGCUGUGAAGUGCCCUUCCCUUGCAACACCUGCAAAUGGCAUCCGACAGGGCUGUCAGGGAAAUACCACAGAGGACUACUUAACCACUUGUAGCUUCGCGUGUUCUACUGGAUAUUACGGCUCUGGCUCUAAAGUUAGGAAGUGUUUACGAAAUAGCAGUUGGAGUGGGCAUGAAUUUACAUGCCAAGCUGUCAGAUGUGGCCCUUUAAAAGUACCCGUAAACGCACUUCUUGUCACUCCAUUUUGUGGAAAAACCUUCGGAGCAUAUUGUGUACUUGGCUGUCGAUACGGAUAUGCAAGCAGAAAUGGAAACGUCACUAGAUCGUGUUCCCCAUCGGGCAAAUGGAUUGGGCAGGUUAUAAAUUGCAGAGAUGUAACUCCUCCAUCAUUUGGAAACACCUGCCCUUCAAGACCACACCUCGUAUUUGCAAGAGUGAAUGACUUCUCGGCUGUUGUGAAUUGGAUGGUACCUGUUGCCAGAGACAAUUCUGGCAAUCAUCCCAAGAUGCUGGCAAAUUUCAAGCAUCCUCCACAAAGGUUAAUGGAAGGCACUCAUCUGAUAAUCUAUAGUGCAACAGACACUUCAGGGAACAAAGCAACAUGCAGCUUUGUUAUCAACGUCACAGUAAUUUACUGCAAAAAGCUGAAUAUCCCACCUGAAGGUCCUUUACGCGUUAGUGACUGUGGCUACCACAAUGGAGCUCAGUGUUUGUUUUCGUGUGCAAUUGGUCAUCGCUUACGAGGUUCGUCAGCCAGUAGGUGCAUAUCUGUUGGUGAAGGACCCUCAGGCAUUUGGAGUAACCCUCUACCGUCCUGUGAAGCUAUCAAGUGCCAGUCUGUCCCUUCACCAAGAAAUGGCAGAAAAACUGGAUGUUCGGGUAACACUACAGAGCUUUAUGGCGUACGAUGUAGUUUCUCGUGUACCGUCGGCUUCCGUCUGUUUGGCUCUGUAUCGAGGCACUGCUUAGAAAACGGAAGUUGGAGUGGACAAAACACCACUUGCAAAGCCAUUGAAUGCGAGGCUCUAGUUCCUGCCAAAUAUGCCACUGUUUCACCAUCUUCGUGCCUUACAAGGAGUACGUUCGGCCAAGAAUGUUCUUUUUCCUGCCAGGAAGGCUUUACACUUGAAGGAACGGCAUCCAGAUUGUGUUCCUUCUUUGGAAAUUGGACUGGAAAAAACGACACCACUUGCAAAGACUUUACUCCGCCAACGUUUAAAGACUCGUGCCCCGGCAAUUUGGUAUUUUACACCGAUGCGUGUCAAGACAGGGCCACCGUGUCAUGGCCAGAGCCAGUUGCUACUGAUAAUUCACAAACCGUGGAUAUGACGUAUCCUACAAUCAGGCCUCCCAUUAAACUCACAGUCGGUCUCUAUAAGAUACUCUAUUCAGCAAAGGACACAAGCGGUAACAAUGCAAAUUGCAGCUUUGUUGCGCAGGUUGCAAGAAUUUCAUGCCCUAAACUUCAGCCACCUUUGGACGGGACCAUAACUUCAACUUCAUGUGACUUAUUUAUGGGAUCGACUACUUCGUUCGCAUGUAAUCUAGGCUAUCAUCUUGCUGGAUCGAGGACGCGGUCUUGUCAAUCAAAUGGCACUUGGUCUGGAAACACAACGUUUUGCAACAUUGUUAAAUGCCCUGCGAUAAAAGUACCUGUUCAUGGAGAUGUAAGUCCACAGGUCUGCAAAUCAGUGUCUGGCGUACAAUACAAGACGAGAUGUCUUUUUACAUGCGAUUCUUUGAACGGCUACAUGCUAGAAGGUCCAAACAAUGUUUCUUGUCAAGAGAAUGCCUCAUGGAGCGCAGACGAAAUGGAAACCGUCUGCAAAGACAUCCAGACACCGAAAAUCCAGUGCCCUUCAAAUAUCGUGGUUGAUGCUGAAACCAAUAAGUCAUAUGCAAAGGUUAAUUGGGCUGUUCCAGUUCCAACUGACAAUUCCAACACACCCAUAAAGGCUGUCGGUUUGUAUCCACCACAAAAGAUAAAAGCGGGUCGAACAGAGAUAACUUACUACGCAACAGACUCUUCUGGGCUUAGCACACAAUGCAGAUUUACUAUUCUUGUCAAAGACACACAGCCACCAAGAUUUCUUUCAUGUCCGAGUAAUAUGCAGAUAGUUUCUGGGAAGAGGUGGAGUGAGAUCGCAUUACCUCCAAGUUAUCAUACAGAUAACGUCGGUGUCGUUUUAUUUACCUCUAAUAUUCGGAACGGUAGCGACCUACAAUGGGGAGAAUAUAAGAUCAUAUACACCAUUUCAGACGAGGCUGGAAAUACUGCGAAUUGUUCUUUUCAUAUCAACAUAGCUGGAUCUUCGUGUGAAGAUUUACCAGCACCAUUAAAUGGAGCGAAGGCUUGCGAAACUUGGCUCGUGGGAAUGCACUGUACUGUUCAUUGUAACAAAGGAUAUGGUUUUGCUACGGAUCCUCAAAAGUUGUAUUUCUGCACUCCCACAGGGCGGUGGGUUAAUGCAAGAGUUAAAGGAAAUGAAAAGCCCCACCUUCCCGAUUGCUCGAAGAAGCAAAACCCGACGGAUGUCCGCGUUGAAGGAAGGGUCCAGUAUCUUACGGACAAGUGUGACGGAGAAGAAAGUAAGAAAGUUGUGGCAAAGAAUUUUAUAGCUCUGUUUAAGCAGCACCCGAUCGGCCUUUUUGGCGGCUGUCUCCGCAAUGACAAGUGCAAGAUUGAAAACGUGAGGGUUGAAUGUGGAACAAGAACAAGCUCGCGAAAAAGGAGAGAAAUUUUCAAAACAAAGAAACCUCCAAAAACUUAUCUUCGGGUGGAGUUCACUGUUACUGUGCCACUAACAAAUACCUCUAAACAAGAAUUAAACAAAACUACUGACGAGAUUUCUCAAAACUUUACGUCCGACCUAAAAAACAUGGACCUGGGCAUAAAUAUUAGUGGGGUUGAGAUGACGCUUGACAAGACCAUACCGCCUGUUAUCGCUGUCCAAGAUUAUGUCUGUGACAAAGGACAAGUGAAAAUCGGGAGCCAUUGUGUUAACUGUCCGAUGGGCCAUUUUUACAAUGACAAAGAGGAUGUAUGCGAGAAAUGUCCUGUCGAUUACUACCAGGAUAAAGAAGCCAAGUCUUCGUGUGUUCCUUGUUCUAAAGGAACUUCCACCCUGGGACAAGAGGCAUCAAAAUCAAGAAAGGAAUGUUUAGAAAGCUGUCAAGCCGGCCAUUUCUAUGAUUUCGAUAAAUCUUCCUGCCAGAAAUGUCCUGUGAAUCAUUACCAGGGUCGAAAGGCCCAAGUUUCCUGUGUACCUUGUCCUAAAGGAACGUACACUCGCGGAAGGGAAGCCUCCAAGUCACGUCACGAUUGCCAUGGCAAGAAAUGUUUUGUAAAAAAACCACCCAAAAAUGGGGCAAUUGCCUGCACAACCUGGUCGCUUGGACGCUAUUGUACACCAUUUUGUAACAUCCGUUGGGAUUUUCCUAGACCAGUGAGUGUGUUUGGGGUUUGGUUUUGCAAUGAGAGAGGAAUAUGGGCGCCUAAACACUGGCCUAAUUGUUCAAUGCCAUACCAGCCAAAUACAUUCAAAAUGGCGGGUGGGAUGAAUUAUUACAACGGGGAUUGCAGAACCCCUGAAGCGAGGUCACAAAUACAGCAGCAGUUCAUACAGGUACUGAACUCAUCAGUGUUUCGAAUGGUCUGCCAACUUCCUACCUUUCGUGACAAGUGCAAGGCUGGGAAUGUCGACGUUGAGUGUAUUGACGAUGACAGUAGCAUUCACACUAAAACGCCAAAAGCAGCACAGCACUAUGCCAGAAAUGUCCAGUGGAUCAUUACCAAGGUAAAAGAGCCCAAUCAUCUUGCAUUUCGUGUCCCAGAGGAACGAGCACUUUGGGAAAAGAAGCCUCUAAGUCACGCUAUGCGUGCCGUGAAAAAUGAGGGCACUGCCAAUCCUACAGCCUCUGGAACUGAGACCACCAGAACCAUAUAA
Messenger RNA from Pocillopora verrucosa, 5874 nucleotides. NCBI's taxonomy places the organism in Eukaryota, Metazoa, Cnidaria, Anthozoa, Scleractinia, Pocilloporidae. The record is from RefSeq and is a predicted model, not a curated record.